GUUAUUUACAAAGUUUCAUGUUUUAUUUAUUUAUCGAAUAAUAAAAUCAAAUAUUUAUAGACAAAUAUUAGAAAAACUGUUACCAACGGCAUUUUUUUCUUCUGAGAACUUACACAUAGCCUUAUGUAUAAAAACCAUAGUAAUUAUGGAAAUGGAAUUACUGUAUUAACGAAAGUAUAGACAAAAAAAUAUAAAUAUAUAUUUAUCAUGGCUAAAGUCGGUCGAGGUUUGCAAAUACCACUUUCAUGGAUUCCAGGACGUGAUGGGUUUUGUCCAGCUGGUGCAGUUUCUGUUGAUAACAUAUGUGUAGCACGAAGUAAACACAGUGGGGAAUUAUUGCCUGGAAAAUUAGUACCAAUGAAUGGAAAAUGUUAUUGUCCUUAUGGUGGAGCAGAAUUAGAGUCUUACGAUUAUGAAGUAUUGUGUGAAAGUUUUAUUCCUGGUUCUUGCAAAGGAUAUCGUUGGGAAAGAGCAUUUGACGGUGAUGUUCCAAAAAAUGCAAUUGUUGCUGGAAUAGCUAAAGAUGGUGAACCAUUGUACAUUGUAAAAGGUGUUGUGAAUGAUGAAACAUGUUUUGGAAAGCUACACGAAGGUCAUUCAUGUGCCUACUUACCAUGGGGUGGUAAGGAAUAUUCAGUCAAUGAAUAUGAUGUACUUGUGUGGCAGAAACAUUGAGAUUUAAAUUUUUAAAUACAGUUUUGUACCGGAGACAUCAUUAGCUUCAUACAUCAGAUGUUCUUUUCUUUUUUACCAUGCCAUUUUUUUUGUUUGCAGUUUUUGAAAAUGUAUGAAAAUAAUACAUCUUAACACAGUAUUAA
Messenger RNA from Schistosoma intercalatum, 818 nucleotides. Lineage: Eukaryota; Metazoa; Platyhelminthes; Trematoda; Strigeidida; Schistosomatidae. The record is from the annotation of a GenBank genome assembly.